AAUUUCGAAACAUUGAAAGCACCACAAGAGGACGCGCCUACCCCCCAAACCGGAAGCGUAUGCGUCGCUCGCUCCCCCGACAUCAAGUUGCUUGAACUAAAACUUGUAGUUGAAACUAAAAUCGAUUACAAAAAUAUAAAAUCAAAUGUCGGGGUCAUCCACCAUUGUAACUAUGAAGAAAAUUGUCCAACAACUACGGUUCGAAGCGGGAAUAAACAGAGUAAAGGUGUCAUCGGCCGCGGCCGAUCUGCAACAGUUCUGUCUACAGAACGCCCAGCAUGACCCGCUGCUCACCGGCAUGUCAUCCAGCAACAAUCCGUUCAGACCGCAAAAAGUUUGCUCUUUCUUAUAGCGGCGACGCGAUGUCGCCAAAUGUGUGUAACCGCGUGGAGAUGGACUGGAAUCGCCUCGAGUGUUGGGGGGGGGGUAUUUUUUUUAACCUUUGCAAAUUUUCACAAAAAAAAUUAGAGGCACUUACGUACCUUUUCCCUACAAAUUUAUGAUUUAAAAUCCAACAUACAAGGAAUCCUUUGUUUACAGUGACAUUUUCCACCACAAAUGUUUGUAUGAAAAACAUUUCUAGGCCACAAUCACAAUUUUUUCCACUGCUGUGCAAACUACCAAUUAGUUAUCCUUGAAAUGUCAAGCAUAAACAUUUGUGUGAAAGAUUUCUAGGCCAUAAAUACAAACCUAUCAAAUAAAAAACUAAUUAUGCCUACUAA
Syngnathoides biaculeatus (alligator pipefish) is the source of this 722-nucleotide messenger RNA. Its product is annotated as guanine nucleotide-binding protein G(I)/G(S)/G(O) subunit gamma-5. Gene Ontology annotation, cellular component: heterotrimeric G-protein complex. The coding region runs from base 146 to 352 and encodes 68 amino acids. NCBI's taxonomy places the organism in Eukaryota, Metazoa, Chordata, Actinopteri, Syngnathiformes, Syngnathidae. The transcript has 3 exons. Gene Ontology annotation, biological process: G protein-coupled receptor signaling pathway. The record is from RefSeq and is a predicted model, not a curated record. Gene Ontology annotation, molecular function: G-protein beta-subunit binding.